CUUCCCUGCUCCUUUAAGCGUCCACAGGCGGCGGAGCGGCCACAAUCACAGCUCCGGGCAUUGGGGGAGCCCGAGCCGGCUGCGCCGGGGGAAUCCGUGCGGGCGCCUUGCGUCCUGGUCCCAUCCUCGCCGCGCUCUCACACCCCUGAAGUUUUGCAGCGCCCGGAAAGGAGGCAAGGGAGGAGGGAGCGUGAGAGGAGAGAGGGCAAAAAGCACACCCUAAAACAUUUAUUUCAAGGAGGAAAGAAGAAGGGGGGCGCAAAAAUGGCUGGGGCAAUUAUAGAAAACAUGAGCACCAAGAAGCUCUGCGUUGUCGGUGGGAUUCUGCUCGUGUUCCAAAUCAUCGCUUUUCUGGUGGGAGGCUUGAUUGCCCCAGGGCCCACGACGGCAGUGUCCUACAUGUCAGUGAAAUGUGUGGAUGUCCGUAAAAACCAUCACAAGACAAAAUGGCUAAUGCCCUGGGGACCCAACCAAUGCGACAAGAUCCGAGACAUCGAGGAAGCAAUCCCAAGGGAAAUCGAAGCCAACGACAUUGUGUUUUCUGUCCAUAUCCCCCUUCCCUCCAUGGAGAUGAGUCCUUGGUUCCAAUUCAUGCUGUUUAUCCUGCAGCUGGACAUUGCGUUCAAGCUGAACAACCAAAUCAGAGAAAAUGCAGAAGUUUCCAUGGAUGUUUCCCUGGCUUACCGCGAUGAUAUGUUUGCUGAAUGGACUGAAAUGGCCCAUGAGAGAGUGCCCCGGAAACUCAAAUGUACCUUCACAUCCCCCAAGACCCCAGAGUAUGAGGGCCGUUACUAUGAAUGCGAUGUCCUUCCUUUCAUGGAAAUCGGGUCCGUAGCUCAUAAGUACUACCUUCUGAACAUCCGGCUGCCUGUGAAUGAGAAAAAGAAAAUCAACGUUGGGAUUGGGGAAAUCAAGGAUAUUCAGUUGGUGGGAAUCCAUCAAAAUGGAGGCUUCACCAAGGUGUGGUUUGCCAUGAAGACCUUCCUUACGCCCAGCAUCUUCAUCAUUAUGGUGUGGUAUUGGAGGAGGAUCACUAUGAUGUCCCGACCCCCAGUGCUGCUAGAAAAAGUCAUCUUUGCCCUUGGGAUUUCCAUGACUUUUAUCAAUAUCCCAGUGGAAUGGUUUUCCAUUGGAUUUGACUGGACCUGGAUGCUGCUGUUCGGCGACAUCCGACAGGGCAUCUUCUACGCGAUGCUCCUCUCCUUCUGGAUCAUCUUCUGUGGCGAGCACAUGAUGGAUCAGCAUGAGCGGAAUCACAUAGCAGGGUACUGGAAGCAAGUCGGACCAAUUGCUGUUGGCUCUUUCUGCCUCUUCAUAUUUGACAUGUGCGAGAGAGGGGUGCAACUCACGAAUCCCUUCUACAGUAUCUGGACUACAGAUGUCGGAACAGAGCUGGCCAUGGCCUUCAUCAUUGUGGCUGGUAUCUGCCUCUGCCUCUACUUCCUGUUUCUGUGCUUCAUGGUGUUUCAAGUGUUUCGGAACAUCAGUGGGAAGCAGUCCAGCCUGCCGGCCAUGAGCAAAGUCCGGCGGCUGCACUACGAGGGGCUGAUUUUCAGGUUCAAGUUCCUCAUGCUGAUCACCUUGGCCUGUGCUGCUAUGACUGUCAUUUUCUUCAUCGUUAGUCAGGUGACUGAAGGCCAUUGGAAGUGGGGCGGCGUCACAGUCCAAGUGAACAGUGCCUUUUUCACAGGCAUUUAUGGGAUGUGGAACCUGUAUGUCUUUGCUUUGAUGUUCUUAUAUGCGCCAUCCCAUAAGAACUAUGGGGAAGACCAGUCCAAUGGUGACCUGGGUGUCCACAGUGGGGAAGAACUCCAACUCACCACCACCAUCACCCAUGUGGACGGACCCACUGAGAUCUACAAGUUGACCCGCAAGGAGGCCCAGGAGUAAGAGGCUGCAGCACCUGGCUGGGACGGUCCCCCGCAUUCUGGCCCCUCUAACUAAAGUGGGGAGCGUGCCAGAGAGAGCUCAGGCGCAGACAAAUGCUUGAGGCUCCUAGCUGUGAUUUUCUGGACCAGCAGCAUAGACAUUUGUCAGUUCGCCUUCUGACUGUAGCUCUCGGAGGAUGAUUCCUGCGGCCACUAAUGCGUUGUGUAUGAUAACAAAACCUCUGAUAUGACACAUUUUCUGUGAUCAUUGUUAAUUAGUGACAUAGUAACAUCUGUAGCAGGUGGUUAGUAAACCUCAUGUGUUGGGGGUGUUCUCCUUGGGGGAUGGUUUGGGCCAGAUGGGGUCUAUAUGGAGUGGAAUAUUUGACUCUUUUUCCUGUUUUAGAUUCUAGGAUAGAUUUUAACAUCUUUGCAGGCCAGGAUAGGCUGGUUCAUAGUCUUCUCAAACCUAGUCUGUGACCACUUGAUGUUUUUUUUUUCUAUUUAUAUCACCAAGUAGCCUAUUGAGUUAAUAUUUAAGUUGUCAAUAGAUAUGUGUCCCUAUUUUUUAUGGCAUAAUAUAAAAUAACUGAAUUUCAUGAGAAGGUCUAUUGCGCCAGGGGCAUUUCAGCUUUGAAACCAAAUCUGUACAUUCAAUACUAACCAGUCUGUUGGAUGUGGGUUUUAAAAAAUGUUUGCUAAACUACCCGGGUAGGAUUUAUUGUAUUAAAUGGCCUUUGGGUCUGAAAAGCUUUUUUAACCUCUUGCUUAAAAUGUGUUUUCUUUUGAUAAGAUGCUUCCAACAGCCUCCAAAAGUGUAGAUCUGAUCAUUUAAAUAAACCUGUAUGUAUAUGCACACGUCCUCUGCCUCCUCCCCCAGCACACGUGCCCUCAGAAUCUUUUCCCUGCUGAGUCUGUGGGGCAGGGAACGGCUGGGGAAAUAGCUUUAUGAAAAAUUAAAAUAUUUUGCUACCAAA
Ailuropoda melanoleuca (giant panda) is the source of this 2845-nucleotide messenger RNA. It is a transcript of the gene WLS, whose product is annotated as Wnt ligand secretion mediator. The record is from RefSeq and is a predicted model, not a curated record. Bases 265 to 1890 code for a protein of 541 amino acids. Gene Ontology annotation, biological process: Wnt protein secretion; intracellular protein transport; Wnt signaling pathway. The transcript has 12 exons. NCBI's taxonomy places the organism in Eukaryota, Metazoa, Chordata, Mammalia, Carnivora, Ursidae. Gene Ontology annotation, cellular component: endomembrane system; organelle membrane. Gene Ontology annotation, molecular function: Wnt-protein binding.